Molecule: messenger RNA, 843 nt
Organism: Ogataea haglerorum
Lineage: Eukaryota; Fungi; Ascomycota; Pichiomycetes; Pichiales; Pichiaceae
Exons: 2
Coding region: 1-843 (280 amino acids)
Molecular function (GO): magnesium ion binding; thiamine pyrophosphate binding; carboxy-lyase activity
Source: RefSeq, a predicted model, not a curated record
AUGAAUGCCUGUUGUGGUGCCUGGUCUGAAUUUGUUCCGCUUUUACAUAUAGUCGGCACAACGUCGACAGUACAAAAGAGCAGAGGGCAGUUGACCCACCAUGUGGCGCCAGGCAAACUGAUCUCGAGCAAGUCCGACCAUUAUAUUUACGAGACACUAGUUGAGAGACUAGCUUGCAAGGUGGAAAGCCUGAAAAGUGUGGAGGAUGCUCCAGAGAAAAUCGAUUUUCUAAUCAAGGAAAUUAUGGAAGCCAAAAGACCUGGCUAUUUAUUUAUUCCAUGCGAUCUGGUGGACAUUCCUGUUAGUGCGCUUAGACUGGGGGAUUUGGAUCUGUAUAGGCCUAUGGAAAUCAGGCCAAUUGAGUACUGUGACCAGCUUGCAUCACUGGUGCUCUCCAAGAUUUAUAGCUCCGCAGCCCCCUGCAUGCUGGUUGACAUUCUGACGGACAGGUUCGGACUCAUUCAUGAGGUCCGUUCCCUUGUCAGAAAGACUAAUAUUCCAAACUUGUCCACUUUUAUGGGAAAAUCAGUUCUUGACGAAACUGAAGUUUCGUAUGUGGGUGACUACAUUGGUGAUGCUUCGGAAAAAGAGGUUCAGCAGUUCGUGCAAACCUGCGAUCUGGUGAUUCACAUUGGUGCAUUCAAUAACGAGAUCAACUCCGGAAAACACACCCUCUACAAUGGUGUUCACCCUGAAUCUCUGAUAAUCAUGAAUCACGAGAAUAUCAUCAUCGGAUCGGCCAAGUUCGAUGUUAGUUUUGUCCACAUACUUCCUAAGAUCGUAUCAAAUUGUAACCCAUUGAAGAUCCCGCAGUUUACCGGCAGCAUUUUUAUCUCUCAAUAG